AUGAAGGAUAUUUACAAGGACGAAGAACUUGACGUGCCUGACGAUGUUACGAUAACAAUUAAAUCACGUUUUGUUAAAGUAACGGGACCACGUGGCACCUUAACAAAAGACCUUCGUCAUAUCAAUUUGGAGUUACAACCAAUUAAAUCAAAAAAUGAGAAUAAAAUCAAACUUAUCGUUUGGCAUGGUUCUCGCAAACAUGUUGCUUGCUUACGUACAGUCAAAUCUCAUAUUCAAAAUAUGAUUAAAGGAGUCACCAAGGGAUUCGAAUACAAGAUGAGAUAUGUUUAUGCACAUUUUCCAAUUAAUGUUCAUAUAUUAGACGAUGGAGGUGAAGUUGAAAUUCGCAACUUCUUAGGGGAAAAAGUUAUUAGAAAGGUUAAGAUGUUGGAAGGAGUUAAAGUUGAAAUUUCCAAGAAUAUGAAAGAUGAAAUUAUCUUAACUGGUAAUGAUUUGGAAAAUGUCUCUCAAUCAGCUGCAAAUAUUCAACAGUCUACCACUGUAAAAAAUAAAGAUAUUCGAAAGUUUUUGGAUGGUAUCUAUGUUAGCGAACGUGGCUCGGUAGUUAAAGAUUAA
Molecule: messenger RNA, 576 nt
Organism: Dentiscutata erythropus
Lineage: Eukaryota; Fungi; Glomeromycota; Glomeromycetes; Diversisporales; Gigasporaceae
Source: the annotation of a GenBank genome assembly